AGAUCAAAUUCCAAUAAUUUACAUUGUGUUUGGUUCAGUGUAUUAGGUAAUCCAUUACUGACCGAUUACGCGCCUAUUACAUUACGCCCCUAUUCCGGCGUUUGGUUCGCUGUAAUAGGUAUUACGCGCGUAAUACAAUCCCGACCUAAUCCCUAAAUUCCCCGCUUUUCUAAUCCCUUCCGAAAUCGAGUAUUACACAUUACGUCCGGCUUCCCUCCCCAACUCUCUGUUUUACCCUCCCUCCCUACCCGACCCUCUCCUCUUCUGUCCUCAUAAUUUCUCCUCCCAUUUCCCACUGCUUUCGUUGAUGAUUCUGUCCUCAUCGUUUCUUCUCUCGGUCUCGGCGUUUGGUUUUUGAGGUUUCUUGUUCCAACACUUCUUCAUCGUAGUCGUCCCCGAUUUGCUCAUUACAGGUUCUUUGUUCCAACACUUCUACAUCGCAGUCGUCCCCGAUUUGCUCAUUACAGAUCAUUAUGUCAGGUGUUCCAGGAUCAAAUGUUUCUUCUCAAGCUUCUCGAGGAAGCAAGAAAAAAUGGGUUCCGGAAGAAGAUGCAGCAUUAGUUUCCUGCAUGGUGGACCUGCACAAUGUUGGAACAUUUAAUGCUGAUACCGAGUUCAAAGCCGGUUAUUUGAACGAGUUGGAAAGAAUGCUACAAAAGGUUUUACCAAAUGCAAUGUUGAAGGCGAAACAUAAUAUUGAAUCAAGGAUUAGGUUAUUAAAAAGGGAGUGGUCAAUCGUCUAUGACAUGCUUAAUGGCCAAAACAAUAGCGGUUUUGGUUGGGACGAGCAUAGGCAGCUCGUUGUUGCUGAAGAUGCGGUUUGGGAGUCCUAUGUAAAGAGUCACAGAGAAGCCGCUCAAUUCAGAUAUCGUACUUUCCCUUACUACGACCAGCUUACUACCAUAUACGCAAGAGAUCGAGCAACUGGGAAAGAUGCUCAAACAGCUGCUGAUGUUCUUGAAGAAAUAAAUGCUGAGGAUGUUCGUACUACAGCUAUGGAUGAAGAAAGAAACUCAUUCUAUGACUGCGAAGCUGACAUCCCUUUGGAUGAUAUGGAUGUUUCUGCUGUGGAGCCGCAACGAGAUAGAGACCAAGGGGGUUCCUCAUCUUCAAACAAGAGAAAGAAGAAAUCUGAUGCUCGUGAUAUGUCUUCUUCAUUUGAUGAGGCUACCACUUUAUUGGCAGAAAACAUCAAGGCCGUUGGCGAUCAAAUCAGUAGGAGUAUUGCCUCCGAGGUGGUAGUUCAAUGA
Molecule: messenger RNA, 1250 nt
Organism: Gossypium raimondii (Peruvian cotton)
Lineage: Eukaryota; Viridiplantae; Streptophyta; Magnoliopsida; Malvales; Malvaceae
Exons: 5
Coding region: 474-1250 (258 amino acids)
Source: RefSeq, a predicted model, not a curated record